This is a messenger RNA of Sinocyclocheilus rhinocerous, 446 nucleotides long. It is a transcript of the gene dusp23b, whose product is annotated as dual specificity phosphatase 23b. Gene Ontology annotation, biological process: dephosphorylation. Lineage: Eukaryota; Metazoa; Chordata; Actinopteri; Cypriniformes; Cyprinidae. The transcript has 2 exons. The record is from RefSeq and is a predicted model, not a curated record. The coding region runs from base 15 to 383 and encodes 122 amino acids.
AAAUCAGAAAAACUAUGGCUUCGGCACAACCUCCAAACUUCUCCUGGGUAGAUCCUGGUAAGGUUGCAGGCCUGGCAAUGCCCCGAAUGACGGCCCACUAUCAGUACCUGCUGAACAACGGCAUCAAGCAUCUGGUGACCCUGAGCGAACGCAAACCUCCUUACCAUGACACCUGUCCAGACCUGACCCUUCAUGCUGUUGCGGUGCACUGUUUGCAUGGUUUUGGGCGGACAGGGACGAUGCUCGCCUGUUACCUGGUGAAGAGCAGGAAAAUCACCGGAAUCGAUGCCAUUAAUGAGAUAAGAAGCAUUCGCCGAGGGUCCAUUGAAACCAGAGAGCAGGAACAAAUGGUGGUGCAGUUUUAUCAACAAAAUAAGGUGUAAAAUAAGAAACAUUUAUGAUGCAGAUGUUUAUGAAUGUUAUACAAAGCAAUAAAGAAUUAUUUA